Ambispora gerdemannii is the source of this 423-nucleotide messenger RNA. NCBI's taxonomy places the organism in Eukaryota, Fungi, Glomeromycota, Glomeromycetes, Archaeosporales, Ambisporaceae. The record is from the annotation of a GenBank genome assembly.
AUGAAAAUAGCCAAAGCUAAAUUUAGAGAUCAAAAAGUCAACUGCUGUCUCGAACCGGGAUUUUUGGGACCAACUAUAUGUAGCGAUAAAAUUCUCAAGCAUAUUGGUGGGAAAAUCACUAGACGGAUAAGUUCUGAAGAUAAAGAUAGUAGAUUUUUCAGGGAGAUGACUACACAUCCGAUUGGAUGGACCGUGAUUCCACUUACUUUUACUUCAAGUGUAGAAUGUAGUCGAUUUAGCAAACAAUAUACAUUUAUUACAAUUUCAACCCAGGUAUUAAUCGUAAAACAUCAUCCCGAAUUUCCCAAUCAUAUCAUGUUAGGGUUUGAUUGGUUCACUGGUCGAAAAUAUGAUGAUGAAGAGCUCCAGAUAUAUAGAGCAGAAAUUGUAACUGACGCAGAGGAUGGUUGGGAAAAUCCAUAG